Haliotis rubra (blacklip abalone) is the source of this 1980-nucleotide messenger RNA. RefSeq names its product soluble scavenger receptor cysteine-rich domain-containing protein SSC5D-like. The transcript has 2 exons. The record is from RefSeq and is a predicted model, not a curated record. Bases 1 to 1980 code for a protein of 659 amino acids. NCBI's taxonomy places the organism in Eukaryota, Metazoa, Mollusca, Gastropoda, Lepetellida, Haliotidae.
AUGACGUCAUCUGGAGCGCUUGGUCAACCAAUCCACUCACCCAAUCUGCCAAGCCGACCAUCUGAUCCUGCUUUCCCUUCACAACCUGUUGGAACCCGUGCUCCGUCUGCGGGACAGCUGUCGUCAUUUUCUUCAAUUCAAAACCUCUACCGAACCAGUUUGUCUGCAGGUCAGGACAAACCCCUUAACAGCCCUGUUCAGAUGUCGUCUGCAAAAGCCAAGACAUUUGAUGGAGGUAUUGCAGUGCCACCUACCGGCGACUUGGCAUCCUUUUCCUCGUUACAGAAGCUUUACCGGUCCUCUACAGGCGGAGAUGCUGGUGCCUCAGUAAUCCCCAAAAAGACAUCUGGCCUCUUCAAGGCCAAGGACAUCUACCAACAAGGCCUGGCAGCAGGCCAGGAACUAUACAGGAACAGGAACAGGAACACAGGGUCCUCCGGUCAGGCAGGAUACCCAGGACAAACUUCAGCUGUUCCACAAGAAACACAGAUUAUCGCAGACUCUGUCUAUCCACACGGAAAGCCCCCUGGUGAUCCUGUGCUCCCUACUGGAGGGACUGGACCAGAUCCUUCCUACCUUGGUGGAAAACCGAUGGCUGUCCCCACUAGUCAUCACGGAACGCCCUUGGUGGAUCCCAAACAUUCUCAUGGAGCUCCCUUCCCUGAUCCAGCUCAUACACACGGGGCGCCCGUAGUUGAUACAAGCAUAUCUCACGGGACGCCUUUCGUUGAUCCAACCUUAUCUCACGGGACACACCUAAUUGACACAACCAUAUCUCAUGGAUCUCCUUUCCCUGACCCAUCUCAUACACACGGGUCGCCCGUAGUUGACACAACCAUAUCUCAUAGGACGCCAUUCGUUGAUCCAGCCCUAACUCACGGGACGCCCAUCGUGGAUCUAACCAUAUCUCAUGGAUCUCCUUUCCCUGACCCAUCUCAUACACACGGGUCACCCGUAGUUGACACAACCAUAUCUCAUGGGACGCCAUUCGUUGAUCCAGCCCUAACUCACGGGACGCCCAUCGUGGAUCUAACCCUAUCUCAUGGAUCUCCAUUCCCUGACCCAUCUCGUACACACGGGUCACCCGUAGUUGACACAACCAUAUCUCAUGGGACGCCAUUCGUUGAUCCAGCCCUAACUCACGGGACGCCCAUCGUGGAUCCAACCCUAUCUCAUGGAUCUCCUUUCCCUGAUCCAUCCAUAUCUCACGGGACGCCUUUCGUUGACCCAACCAUUACUCAUGGGACGCCCGUAGUUGACACAACCAUAUCUCACGGGACGCCAAUUGUUGAUCCAGCCAUCAUUCAAAGGACGCCCAUAGUGGAUCCAACCAUAUCUAACGGGAAUCCUUUCGUUGAUCCAACCAUAUCUCACGGAUCUCCGUUCCCUGAUCCAUCCAUAUCUCACGGGACGCCUUUCGUCGAUCCAACCAUAUCUCACGAGACUCCGUUCGUUGACCCAUCCAACGGACUCGGAGAACCUAACAUAAAUCUUGCGAAUGGUCCCGGCUUUUCUGAUCCUUUGGGCGAUCCCCGUCUCGACCUAAUCGGUCCUAGCCAGCCUGGACCAGUUUUCGAACGACCCGGACCCAUUUUCAGCCGGUCUGGACCAAAUCCAGGCGAACCUCCAUCCAGCCAGGGCCAGCCUUGGCCUAACCGUGCACCUACACGACGCAACCUCCCCAGACCAAGCCCGCAAGCAUUCGUUGAAACAGGAGGACCUACUAUAGAAAAUUCAGUAGGGAGAGAUCAACUCGCUAGUAAUCCUUUAGAUCCAGUAGCUGGUGGUCCUGGUGGUUCACAGUUGCCAGGAGGACCUGGAGGUCCAAACUCCGGAACGGCUCCACUAAUCAACCCGGUGAUGCCAAGCACAUCGAAAGACCUUCUUGUGUUCACAAACCAGCCAGACAGUUGGGUGUGGUCUGGGGGUGAUGUCACCGGGCAGCUCCGGAACUUCAGACCCCACAGGGCCCCGCAGUAA